UGCUGGGCAGCAGCCACGCGUAUUUUGCUCCUAGUAUCUGUGUACGCUAGCCCGCUUGUGGCACCAUUGCGAGCGAAGCGGCGUGCUGAGCCUCUCACAGCCUCCAAGCUGCGAGCAGUAGAUUAAUUUUAAUCUAUUCGUCACCGCUGAGAGCCAUCGCUUGCGAGCCACCGCCUCUCGUGCGCCAAAACGAGGAAUCGCUGCCUUGCUGCCGGCGUCGAGCAAAGCGGAUAGGCGAGGAGCAAGGAUGGCCGACGACCAGCCCCAAGUGCCCGGAAGUAAUGACGAACUCGACAAGCUCGUGAAGCAGUGCGAGGCCGCCGCCGAGGCCGUGACGGUCGCGAAACGUAAUGGCGACAAGCCGCGCAUCGACGCGGACGUCAAGGCCCUCGUCGCGCUGAAGGAGCAGAUCACGGCGAUCGCUCCCGACCACCCUUUAGCUCUCAAGGACAAGAAGAAGGCCAAAAAAGGUGGCACCAAUCAACCCGCAAAUGACCCGAACAAGCCCCUGUCCAAGAACGCGCAGAAAGCCCUCGCCAAGAAGCAGGCCAAGGAAGCAAGGAAAGCCAAGGCCGCCGCCGAGGCCGAGAAGGACAAGAAACCAGAGAAGACCGUCGCGAAGCGCAUCGCGCCGCCGCUACCGCAAGAACCGGCGCAGAAGGACGUCGUAAGCUACGGCCCCGAUCGUAUACCGCUGGCGGCCAUGGCGGCCAAUGCACUGUGCGGCGGGCCCCUCACGUUCUGCUGUGAUGAACAAAUGAAGGGGUCCGAACCGUCGUUUGUCGUUGACGGCGUGACGGUGCAUGGUAGUACCACAGCGGCGCGCUACGCGUUUACUACGUCGCUAUCACCUCUCGAAACAGCUCUGGUGGACCAGUGGACGGAACUAGUCAACAAAGGUUCUGUGGAAACUGCGCUCGAGGAGCGACUGGCGGACGCGACGUAUGUCGUGGGCGAGACUUGUACUAUUGCUGAUUGCCUCUGCUGGCAAUCAGUACAAUCAUCAGACAAGCAACACGUGAAGCGGUGGCUCCGACUCCUCGAAGCGAACCCGGCCUUCGUCAAGGCUCGCCAGAUCGCCAAGAGCGGUGGCGACGCGAAGAAAAGUUCCGGUGGCAACUGCCCGCCCCUGGAAGGUGCGGUGGUGGGCGAGGUCGUCACGCGCUUCCCCCCGGAACCGAGUGGGUACCUCCACAUCGGCCAUGCCAAAGCGGUACUCUUGAACGAUUAUUAUGCACGGAGGUACGGUGGGAGGUUGUUAGUGAGAUUUGAUGAUACGAACCCGAGCAAGGAGAAGGGCGAGUACGCCGACAACAUUUUGAAGGAUUUAAAAACGCUGGGUGUCGACGUCGAGGCGGAUAAAAAAGAUGGGUACGUUACUUUGUCUCAUACAUCGGACCACUUCGACAAGAUCAAGAAGGAAGCUAUAAAACUCAUAAAGGAGGGCAAGGCCUUCAUGGACGACACGCCGCAAGAACAAAUGAAGGUCGAGCGGGAGGGUCGAGUACAUAGCAAGCAUCGCGACGACGACGUCGAUACGAAUCUCAAGAAUUUCAAGGACAUGUGUGCGGGCACGGCGCCGCAGUGGUGUCUGCGGGCGAAGAUUGAUAUGUCGUCGGAUAACGGCACUCUCAGGGAUCCGGUCAUCUAUCGCGCGAACGCGACGCCGCAUCAUAGAACAGGCACAAAAUAUCAAGCGUAUCCGACCUAUGACUUGGCGUGUCCUAUCGUUGAUAGUUUGGAAGGUGUGACCCAUGCCUUGCGGACGACGGAGUACAACGAUCGCGACGCGCAGUACAAGUGGUUCCUACAGGCUCUGAAGUUACGACCGGUCAAGAUCCACACGUUUGGCCGCGUGAACUUUGUCAGAACAUUGAUGUCUAAAAGAAAGCUAGCUUGGUUGGUUGAUGAAAAAAAAGUGGAAAACUGGAGCGACCCCCGCUUUCCUACCAUACAGGGUGUGGUCCGGCGAGGCGUGUCGAUCAAGGCUUUGCGGGAAUUUAUUUUGUCGCAAGGAGCUUCUAGAAACGUGGUCAACAUGGAGUGGGACUCGUUCUGGGCCACCAAUAAAUCAGCCUACGAGCCGACGGCGCUGCGGCUGAUGGCUAUUGAGGCAGCAGGUUGCGUCGAGCUCGAGGUGACGAACGUGCCGCAGUACGACGAUGGGGGCAUUCACGCUCUCAUAACACAACAACAUCCGAAAGAUGAAUCGAUGGGGAUGCGGCCCAUCCGAGUCUCGAGGAAGCUUUUGUUGGAGGGCGAGGACGCCGCGACCAUCAAGGACGGCGAGGAAAUCGUAUUAGUGAGGUGGGGCUUGUUUAAGGUAACGAGGAAGGGAGAUAAGCUCACGGGAGCGUUCCAAGAAGGUGCUGAUAGGAGCACCUUCAAGAAGAAGAAGGCUAUCCACUGGUUAGCUGCUUCUCCCGUCCAGGUCGCGACCGACAUCGUCGAGGGCCAGUGCGGCCACUCGCAGUACGGCGACGUCGUGCCUUGCACGCUGAUCGAGUACGACUACUUGUUGGCGAAAAAUAAACUAGAUGAAAAUGAUGAAUUGGACACGCCUGGUGUGAUGACGCCGGUGAGCAAGGUCGAAACUCAAGCAUGGGCUGAUCCAAUGUUGAAAUUGAUCUCCCAAGGUGCGUCCCAGUGCCUGAAUCAAUUGUCGCGGCGCGUGCUCACCGGUUGAUUUGCGCACAGGCGACGUGAUCCAGUUUGAAAGGCGGGGCUUCUACCGCGUGGACGUCGCGUUCCGGCCGCCGAUCUGCAACAACGGCAAGACGACGUAUCCGCGACUGGUAUACGUGCCCGACGGGAAGCCUCAGCACAAGGUGCCGUUUUCUCGCUUGCCUUCGGCGGCGAAGAAAUAGGGUAAGGGUUUGGAUCUUA
Pelagomonas calceolata is the source of this 2886-nucleotide messenger RNA. The record is from the annotation of a GenBank genome assembly. Lineage: Eukaryota; Pelagophyceae; Pelagomonadales; Pelagomonadaceae.